This is a messenger RNA of Nicotiana attenuata, 1840 nucleotides long. RefSeq lists its product as uncharacterized. The coding region runs from base 243 to 1073 and encodes 276 amino acids. Lineage: Eukaryota; Viridiplantae; Streptophyta; Magnoliopsida; Solanales; Solanaceae. The transcript has 2 exons. The record is from RefSeq and is a predicted model, not a curated record.
UAUAUCCACUAACCAUAUUUCCCCUUUUCCUUACUUUUUUAGCCUUCUUUUGUUUUUUUCCCUACCAUUUUGCCUCUUGAGAUAAAGCUAAAGUAGCAAUAGUACUAUAUAGUAGCAUCAUUAAAAAAGCAAACUCCUAGCUACUUAGUUAUAAGUAUAAGUCUCCUAAACCCUCAUUUCCUUUUUAUUGUACUCUCUUUUGUUUUAGCUCUUCCAAACCAAACAUACAAAGAAAAAAAAAUAUGGAAGAUCAAUGUAGCCCUCUUAGCUGGCCUUAUAACUACUUCCUUGAAGAGGGAAUUGAGGAAUUGAAGCAUUCUUUGGUGUACACAACAUUGGAAUUGGAAAAUACUGUCAUUUCUGCACAUGAGGAACUUGCUAGGAAAGAUGAGGAGAUUUUGCACCUCAAGAAUCUUUUGACUAGAAUUGUGAAAGAAAGAGAUGAAAUUCAAGGCAAAUGUCAAAGGCUUGGAAUGGAGAAAAUCUUACUCCAACAACAAUUACUCCAACAACAACAACAAGUACAAUUCCAAUUCCAAUUUCAAAAGCAACAAAAUCUUGUUAUAGAAAGUGCACCUAUUUCUAGUGGCACAACAAGUCAUGAUCAAGAACAUGACCAAAUUUUAAAAGGAGUAGUUGACUCUAACAACAACAACAUUGGACUUUCUAAUUCCUCAGAUUGUGAUGAAAACAAUGCUGUUGUUUCUCCUCCAUUAGUUCAAGAUUUAAUGGAUAAAAUUGUUCUCAAGAAACCAUUGCCAGAAAAAGGGAAAUUCUUGCAAGCUGUAAUGGAAGCAGGGCCACUACUACAAACACUUCUUUUAGCUGGUCCACUUCCUCAAUGGCAACAUCCACCACCACAACUCAAUUCCAUUGACAUUCCUCCUGUCACUAUUACCUCCCCUACGCCGCGGCUACUCCACCAGGACUCCGCCCUGAGUAGCACCGGCGCUGUCUGUGCCAGCGCCGGAGCAUGUUUUGGUAAGAAAAGGGAUGUUGGUGCUGAUACUUCUCCAAAGCCAAUUUCCAAGUAUCAAAAAGUUGUUCACCAGUCAUCAUUGACCAACAUGUAGUGUUUUCUUUCUUUUCCCACCUCUAUAAUUAGCUCACUUUAGCUAGUAUUUUUUUGUUAAUUAACCAUCCAGUAUCCGGAACUUACUGGGCCGACUAAUUCUGAUUUUCUACAAGAAGUUUUUCCUUUACAAGGGUCAAACCCGUGAUCUUUAGUGAAGGAUGGAGAGAUCCUAUCUAACCAGUGGUUCAGUUUAUCUUUCCUUUUCAUACCGUUUAAAAAGUAUGAAAAAGGAGAGAAAAUUAUCAGCAUGAAAUGGAUGGCUAUCAUGCAUGCCAUUUUCCAUCCAAUUAGGAUUUGUAAAAUUAGUUGGUUUGCCUUAGAAACUAAGCAAUGGUUAUAAUUAUUAGCUAACAAAAUUUUAGAGGAUUUUGACAAAAGGCCUAAUUAUGAAUGGCCUUUUACUUAGUAUGGUUUUUAAAGAUCAGUGUCUCACUAUUAAGUGUUGGAUUCUUGAUUAUGACUGCUGCUUUGUUUUUCAAGCCCUUUGAUUUGGAUGAAGAGGAGUUUGAUCUUUUGAUUUAGUAACCUUUGAUUGUAAUUAUUUCCCCAUGUAAUAUGAGUUGGGGAGGCUUUUAGAAUUCUCCAAACUAUUGGGGAAUUUUUUUAAUUACGUAUACUUGCUACUCUUUUUUCUCUUGGUCUAAUUUUGCAUAAAAAUAUUAUGCAAAGUGUAUCUUGAGAGAUUAUGAUGUUGUAGAAUUGGCUUGUCAUUAUUGAGAAGAUGAUUUAGUUUAAUGAAGGCUUUGCUUUCCUUUUUUGCUUUUA